AUGUUCAGUCUAUUGUCAUCUUCUUCUAGUUUACCUCUAGCUCCUACACUUACUAUGAAUGAUGACAGCAUGACUACUAGGGGUAGAAGAGGAAUUUACAAGCCAAAAUCUUAUUUUGCUACUAAACACCCACUUCCUGUUGCAUUUUUAUCUACAAUUCCUACUUGUAUAACUGCUGCUAAAAAAGUGGCAGUUUGGAGAGUUGCUUCUGUUAAUGAGUACACUGCUCUGAAAAAUGCUGGCACUUGGUCUCUGGUACCACUAGAAGACAAUCAAAACAUCAUUGGAUGCAAGUGGGUCUUUAGAAUAAAAUACAAUCUUGAUGGCAGUAUUGACAGACAUAAAACAAGACUUGUUGCUAAAGGCUAUCAUCAGUAG
Molecule: messenger RNA, 378 nt
Organism: Papaver somniferum (opium poppy)
Lineage: Eukaryota; Viridiplantae; Streptophyta; Magnoliopsida; Ranunculales; Papaveraceae
Exons: 1
Coding region: 1-378 (125 amino acids)
Source: RefSeq, a predicted model, not a curated record